CUUCACACUUUCUCAAUGCCUCUGUUUUUGACCCCAGAUGUGGAUGAGUGUAAUCUUCCUAGUGAUUACUAUGACGAUGACCCUGUAACACCACAAAUCUGUGGUGAGAAUGCAGCAUGCAUCAACACUGAAGGAAGCUUCUACUGUCAAUGUGCUCUUGGGUUCAGAUCAUCAUCACAGCGGAUUAACUUCACAGCUGCCUCACCUGAAAAAUGUUUAGACAUCAACGAGUGUUUGGAGAAUAAGGACCCCUGUGGUCCCAAUGCCGAGUGUCACAAUGUGUUAGGGUCCUACUCCUGCAUCUGCAAUGAGGGGUUUGUCUCCAGUACUGGAGUGGAAAGACUUAUAUCUGGCCAAGGAGUCACGUGUGAAGAUAGAAACGAGUGUUUGGACGACAUCACAAUUUGCGGGAAGCAUGCACAGUGCGUCAACACACCAGGCAGCUACUCCUGUGUCUGCAAUCCAGGGUUUGGCCUGAAGUCUGGCAAAGCUCAAUUCACAGAGAAUGGAGAAUCAUGUGAGGAAAUAACAGAUCAGAAAGCCACCACAGACCAGACAGCAACCACAGACAGUGAGGAUGCUCAAGGUGCUAAAGACUUGUGUAAAAUAAAUAUGUUUAUCUGUGGAGGGAAUGGAACGUGCCAUAAUGCCGCCAACAGUGGCCAUCGGUGUGCGUGCCAUGCAGGAUUCACCAACUACGGAGACCCACAGGGGAGAUGUACUGAGUUGAACUGUGAAACGUUUGCGAGUGAGAAGCAUCUUAAGAUGGUUAUCCCAGGUCUGCAGGAUGCUGUGGACCUGAUGAGGACCAGUUGUCUGGAGUUGAGUGAGAGUAAUAGGGCAAAACAAGUCGAUGGAGAGGCCCUGCUAGAGACUCUGUUGUCUGCUAUAGACAGGCUCCUGUCUCGCGGGCCUCUGAAUAAUAACAAGGAAGUGAGUGUCUUGCUGGACCUGGUAGAGACUGCUCUGAGAAUAAUCGGACCUCUGCUGAAACACCCCAAGACCAGGCGGUUCAAAACUCACACCGAGGUGGAGCUGUUGGUGCAGAGAAAUGCCUCCUCACCCCAGGGACCCCUCACCUUGUCCUCUACACACGCUCAGCUAGACAGCCACUGGGAGACUGCUGCUGGAGACACCUCCUACCCAGGAUUUGCAACAGUGUCCCUGCUCAGCUACAAGGGUCUGGAGACAUCCACCAACCAUUCCUUCUCAGGGCUGAAGGCACAGGAGGGCCACAGCUUCCAGAUCAACUCCAAAGUGGUGACGGCCACCAUUAGUAACAAGAACACAACCUUUCUCAAGGAGCCAGUCACAUUCACCUUCUCCCAUUUGAAGGAGUCAGAUGAAGGGAGCUACACCUGUGUGUACUGGGAUGCUGAGUUGGGAGAAGGGACCUGGUCUGAUCGAGGCUGUUUCCUGCUGCAGUCCAAUGCCACCCAUACUGUGUGCUCCUGCUACCAUCUCAGCAGCUUUGCUGUUCUUAUGGCUCUCUAUGAGUUCAAGGACACAUUCCAGCUGCAGCUGAUCACCUGGGUAGGCCUGUCCCUGUCCCUGCUGUGUCUCUUCAUCUGCAUCCUCACCUUCUCCCUGAUCCGCUCCAUCCGGAGCACCCGCAAUACCAUCCACCUCCACCUCUGCCUCAGCCUCUUCAUCGCCAACCUGAUCUUCCUCGUCGGCAUCUCACGCACCGAGAGCCAGGCUGGUUGUGCGGUGGUGGCUGGGCUGCUUCACUUCUUCUUCCUGGCAGCGUUCUGCUGGAUGUGUCUGGAGGGAGUGCAGCUCUUCAGGAUGGUGGUCCUGGUCUUCAACACCACCUUCAGGCCCCUCUACAUGAUGGCGGGGGGCUACGGCGUUCCUGCUGUCAUCGUCGCCAUCUCUGCCCUCGCCAACGCCAAAGGAUACGGAACAGAGCGCCACUGCUGGCUCAACCUUGAAGAUGGAUUCAUCUGGAGCUUCUUUGGCCCUGUCUGUAUCAUCAUCAUGGUGAACGUGUUUUUCUUCCUCAUCACAGUGUGGUAGUUGGCCCAGAAGUUCUCCAGCCUGAACCCUGACCUUGACAAACUCCGCAAAAUCAAGGCUUUCACCAUAACUGCAGUGGCUCAGCUGUGUGUGCUGGGCACCAUGUGGAUCUUUGGCUGUUUCCAGUUUGAGGAAAGCAUGCUGGCC
Messenger RNA from Salvelinus fontinalis (brook trout), 2166 nucleotides. Its product is annotated as adhesion G protein-coupled receptor E2-like. Gene Ontology annotation, molecular function: calcium ion binding; G protein-coupled receptor activity. Gene Ontology annotation, biological process: cell surface receptor signaling pathway; adenylate cyclase-activating G protein-coupled receptor signaling pathway. Lineage: Eukaryota; Metazoa; Chordata; Actinopteri; Salmoniformes; Salmonidae. The transcript has 15 exons. The record is from RefSeq and is a predicted model, not a curated record. Bases 16 to 2019 code for a protein of 667 amino acids. Gene Ontology annotation, cellular component: membrane.